Messenger RNA from Capsaspora owczarzaki ATCC 30864, 3697 nucleotides. RefSeq lists its product as hypothetical. Gene Ontology annotation, molecular function: protein binding. The record is from RefSeq and is a predicted model, not a curated record. The transcript is spliced from 3 exons. Bases 20 to 3379 code for a protein of 1119 amino acids. Lineage: Eukaryota; Filasterea; Ministeriida; Capsasporidae.
UUUUUUUUUUUUUUUUUCUAUGUCGGCUUCGUCCAAACGUGUUGCUGAAUGGACGGACGCCGAGGUCGGCCAGUGGCUGGAAGCGGAGGGAUUUGGCGAGUACGUUGCCAUCUUUGCAGACAACAAUGUCGAUGGCGAGGUGCUCGUGUCGCUCCAACAAGACCAUCUCAAGGAUCUGGGCGUCACCUCGCUGGGCAAGCGACUCAAGCUGGUCAAGUCGCUCCGUGCGCUGGUCGACCACCAGCCUCCUCCAGCGGUCGCGGUUGUCCCCGUGGUCGUUGUCCCCGCAGUGGCCACCCCACAAUCCGCCCGAGAUUCCACGAUUAGUGGCCACUUUGACGACACCGACGACGACGCCCGAGUCGAGCCAAAGUACGACAUCUUGCGGCGCCGCAGGAAGAGCGAGGACAACCUUGCGAGCGAACUCGCUGGCGAGGGCGUCGCAUCCCCAACAGCCAGCCACACGAUUACAGCCGACAACGACGCCACUUAUUCGGUCGUGGUUCGCCGGCCCUCGAUGAACAGCAACGGCGACCACCACAACGCAGCGGCUCCUUCCGACGACAAUGACGGCGAUUUAGCAGCAGCCGCCGCAGCCAUGAUGCUGGGCUCGAGCGAGCAAGAUCAUGACUUGGCUGAUGCAGAGACCAGCCACACUGUCGAUAUCAUGCGUCAAUCACACACAGGUACCUUGGGCCGGGCCACCAAAGUCGCGAAUGCGUCUCUCCGCGGCGCUUCCGCCGCCUCGUCGCGUGUCAACAUUGUAAAUGUGUUUGUCAAGCGCGUCUCUGACACGACGGGUUUGCCCAAAGUCAGCGGCGAAACGGCCAUCCCAGAAAUCCAAACGGCAGCCGACAUUUUGGACGAUGAAGCCCGCGCGGCACUCACCACGCUGUCCGAACUCGCAGAGCAAGCCGAGGCAGCAGAGCUCGAGGAAGAGCGCUUUGAUCCUUUGCCAGAAACCUUGUCGUUUUCGUCCGCGUCGAGCGUGGCCACUUCCAGGUCGGUCGCGUCCGAUGCCGUUGGGGCUCCCUCAACGGCUGCUGCCAAUGCAGCUGCCACAUCUACUGCUGCCCAUACUCCUGCCACCACAGCUGUUUCUACCGCACACGCGUCGAGCGCGGCGAGCCGUGCGCUCAAGUUUGGGCGGUCGUUGUUUUCUGAUUCCGCCACCCCGACCUCACCUCCUUCUGCUUCCGAGGCCGAGUCUACCUUGUUCCACCAAAAGCUUGAAGUCUUGCUGGAGCGUUCACAAAAUGCCCUGCAAGUUUGCCGCAAAAAGGCUGCUGGAAAUCCUCGCCUGACAUUGCAACUCAUGCGCAUGGAUCCCGCUCUGGAAAGUGCUUUGCACGCGUCCAGCCUACAAGUCUCUGCGUCGUCAUCAUCUACAACGUCCACUUUACCGCCAAGUGCCUCGGCCGGCUCUGCAUCUGCGGCUCCAUCACAUCGCAAAACUGACGACGAUGAGGACGAUGACGAUGACGACGAGCCGGCUCCCUCAGCCGCGCACACCCAGGCAUCCAAUGGGGCCGACGGAUUGCACACCCGCAGCGCUGCGUCAGCCGCGGCAGCUGCGCUGCAGGCCAGCGAGCGCGACGCUGCGUUCGUUGCUGCGACACAUCUCGCAGAAUCCGUCGAUCUUGCGGGCGGCAUUGUUGUGACUGCCCUUUGCUCCUACGACGCUCAAGACGAAAGCGAGCUGCCAUUCGAGAAGGGCGAUGUUCUGUACGUUCUUCCCAACUUUCCCAACGAGCCCCUCCGCUCGCAGCAAGCUUGGUGGCGUUGCCGAAAAAUCCCAGGCAUUUCGUCCAUGGGUCCGCGCGAUCAGGGAUUUGUUCCUGCGUGCUUGGUCAAUUCCAAUCAGAGCGCCGUGCAGCGCAUCCAAGGGCUGUACGGCCAGAAGGUGUACACUGAGACUGCGCGCGAGGAGGUCACGGUCAACAAAAAGGGCAAACUCCAGCACGACGUGCCCGCCGCCAGCCACAUCCACCCGACAUUCUGUGGCUAUCUGUCCAAGCUCGGUGGAAGCGGCCUUCGCAAGAACUGGCGCCGGCGCUGGUUUGUGCUGACCAACUGCUGCCUUUUCUACUACAAGUCGCCCGAGGACCAGUUUGCUCUGGGCAAGAUUGCCAUGCCCGGCUACACGGUGGCGUAUGCUGCUGAUCGUCGCCAUAGCUUCCGUGCAGAGUACGGCGCAGGUCGCCGUACUUACCACUUCCAAGCAGACUCUCGCGAGGAGAUGCAGCUCUGGAUGUACGCCAUGGGCCUUGCGACGCUGCUGGAUGAUCUACCCGACCAAACCAAGGAGCUGCUGAGUGAACGACGCAAGCAGCGCGCAGCAUCGGUCGCACCUGAAAACGCAGAGCACGCAGAAACCACUGGCCGCAGUGCUGCCUCGAAGAUUGCCAAGUUUGUUCGCAAGCCAGCGUUUGGCAAGUCCAGCAGUCCCGCGUCCUCUUUCAACGCCGAAGACGAAUCCCGGCAGAUCAUGGAGCUUUUGGGCGAUGCCGUACCCGUUUCAUUGAAGGAGGGCUCGCUUCAUGUCGGUCGCGCGCACUCUGGCUCAGUGUUGUCCGCGCACAGCCUCGACCGUCACGGAAGCAUGACUAGUGAUGCCCACAGCGAUGCCAGUAUCCCCUCGUCCCCGACGGCACACGACGAGGAUCGGUCGCAGCAUUGGUCUCCGCUCUCAUCCUCACCUCCAGAUGCCACCGCUGGUUCGGCUCGAUCCGACGAUGCCGCACCUCCAGCCAAACCUCCACGGUCGAGCCACCCCAGACCCAUCCCUCAGUCGUCCUUGACGUCCACAUCGCCAGGGUCAUCUUCGCCUCCGACUGGCAGCAUUGCAUCCUCUUCGUCGUUUGCUCGACCAAGUGGCUCGCCACGAAAGCCGCCUCCGCCUCUACGUGGCCGUGAUGAGAUUAGCAAUCUACUCGACUCGAUCGAUUCGUCCGUGGAGCGUCGCGACCCACUUGGUCCGCCGGCGGCCCAUCAACGACACAGUUCGAGCGCCUCGCACAGCUCUCGCACCCCGUCUGGUAGUGGCUCUUUCACAUCAACUACCGGUGGUGGACCUCCUCCGGUCUCUGUGGCUCGUCUCUUCCUGGGUAAUUUGCCCGAGAAUCGACCUGCAUCUCCCGAAACCAGUCACUCACCGCACUCUUCCACCGGCUUGCGGUCGCCCCGUGCUUGCAUCUCGCCCGCUCCUCACGAAGACAGCGAGCACGAGUCGGACAGCACCACUUAUGCAGAAGUGCGGGCGUUGCAAAAACCAAGCCGAGCCGCUCCACUCAAUAGCGGCCCCAGCACUCGACCAUCGCUAGCAUCCAUUGCUUCCGAACGCGAGGUUUUGUAUGCCGCGGUCGAUCAGCAAUUUUAGCGACAAUGUUUGGCGCGUCUUUGAGCCUGCACGCGGCCGUUCACCAACCUCCCUGUUGCACUUUUUGGUUCCUUUCGCGCUGGCAUCAUGACUGCUCUCGCGUUCUGCCUUGUUCGUUGGGAGGAACAAAACCCAAACCCCUUCCCCCAUCCGGCUUGAGCUAUUCUUUUCAUUUUAUUCACUCGGGUUUCUAUUUACUUCAUUUAGCAUUCUUAUUUUUUUUUCGACUUAUCCAUCACUCGCUCGCGCUUUUUUUCUCGGUGUCUUCUUUUGUCGGUGUCUUGCGAUUGUAUUCUUGUCUGGGCUUAUCUCUUUGCC